This is a messenger RNA of Xenopus tropicalis (tropical clawed frog), 2841 nucleotides long. RefSeq lists its product as uncharacterized. The record is from RefSeq and is marked validated. Lineage: Eukaryota; Metazoa; Chordata; Amphibia; Anura; Pipidae. Gene Ontology annotation, cellular component: cytoplasm. Gene Ontology annotation, molecular function: zinc ion binding. Gene Ontology annotation, biological process: antiviral innate immune response.
CUGAUUUCAGCGAUGGCGGCUGCUGAUCUGAGAGACGAGCUGAGCUGCUCCAUCUGUACCAGCAUUUAUACUGAUCCGGUAUCCCUGCCCUGUGGCCAUAACUUCUGCCGGGGCUGCAUUGGGGGGGUGCUGGGUACCCAGGAGGGGUCUGGGGCUUAUUCCUGCCCUGAAUGCAGAGCUGAGUAUCAGGAGUGCCCUGCCCUGCCCAGGAACAGAGCUCUGGGGAACAUAGCAGAGAGGUUCCGUCCGACUGAGACAGAGCCGGGGGAGACUGGGAUCUUCUGCACUUACUGUCUCCUCUCUCCUGUACCUGCUGCUAAAUCCUGUCUCCUGUGUGAGGCUUCUCUGUGUGAUACCCACCUGAGGGGGCACUGCCAGUCAGCAGAACAUGUACUCACUGAGCCCACCGCUUCCUUUAUGGGGAGAAAAUGUUCUGUACACAAUGAGCUCCUAAAGUAUUUCUGCUGUGAGGACUCUGCCUGUAUCUGUGUGUCCUGCUGCCUGGCCGGGGAGCACCGGGGCCACAGGGUGGAGCUGCUGAGUGAGGCCUCUGAGAAGAAGAAAGAGAAACUGAGGAAAGUUCUGGAGAAACUGAGCCCAGAGAGAGAGGAGACUGAGAGAGGAGCCCAGAGGCUGCAGGAGCGCAGGAGAGAAGUGGCAGAAGUGGCAGCCGGUGAGACAGAGAGAGUCACUGCCCUGUUUAGGGGCAUCAGGGAAGAGCUGGAAGCCCUAGAGAAGCGACUCCUGAGUGACAUCUCCAGGCAGAAAGAGGAGCUCUCACUCACACUCACUGAGCUGAUCCAACAGCUGGAAAUAAAGAAGGACGAGCUGUCCAGGAAGAUCCAUCACAUUGAGGAGCUGUGCAACAUGGCAGAUCCACUCACUGUCCUACAGGAACAAUGGGAAUCCCAUGGGGCUGCAUUUUGUGGGGCUGAGGGGGCAGAUACUGAGGGCAGAGAGAGAGAGGAUACUGAGGGGGGAGACAGGAAGCGCAGAAAAAUAAAUCACAUAAAGGUCCCGGCUGUAGGGGAUCUGGAUGUGGGUCGGAUCUCAGAGACAUUACUCACAGGCUUAGCUGGGAUUGUGACUGGGGUAGAGGGAAGGAUCUAUGGGCAGGGGGAUACAGAGCUGGUACUGGAUAGAAACACGGCUGGGAAUCAUGUAUCUGUAUCAGGGGACGGGAAAUCUGCUUCCUACUCACAUACAGACCAGCGUCGCCCACAAACCCCAGAGAGAUUUCAGUAUUAUCCUCAGACUUUAAGCACCAGGAGUUUCCCCUCAGGGCGACAUUACUGGGAAGUGGAGGUCAGUGAAUCAGGGGGCUGGGGGGUAGGGGCGGCCUAUCCCAGUAUAGAGAGGGGAGGGGGUCAGUCUCUCAUUGGGAAUAAUAACAAGUCCUGGUGUUUGUACAAAUGGAAUAAUAACUAUACAGUGACACAUGACAGGAAAGUCACACGGUUACCCCACGUCCCUUCCUGCAGGAGAAUCAGGAUCUCAUUGGACUAUGAGGCCGGACGCCUGUCCUUUUAUGAGCUGAGUGAGCCAAUCAGGCACUUACACACCUUCACUGCCUCCUUCACUGAGCCCCUUCAUGCUGCAUUCUGUGUAGUGGGGGGAGGUGCCUGUGUGAGAAUCAUUAGUUAGGGCCCCGCCCACUGCCCAGCAGGAACCCCAUUCCCAGAGCUGCCCUUAGCCCUGUGAUGCCAGGAAAGGAAGGACAUUGGCCAUUGUAUUUAUGGAACGGAAAUUCCAUCCAGCUAAAUUUUUGGAAAAUACAUAAAUCGACAUACCCGACACUGCCUGCAUAUCCCACUCAGCACUAUUCCUGAGACACUUACAGUAUAUGGAGCACAUGUGGGUCACAGUUUGACCUAAUGAAAUAGGAAACACUAUGGACACUUAUUUUUAGGACUGAUUCUGGGGUUGGUAUAUGGACAUUCCCAAUUGACUUUGUGUUGUAUAUAUCACCAUGUGGAUACUUGUCUCAUCAUGAGAAUAUAUGUGGUUAUUACAUCACGUAGGAAGGGGUGUGUCUUAUGGCCCCUCCCCUCAUUUAUCCUUUUUAUACCACUCUCUGUGUAACACUAGGCUUGAUAAAGGGCCCAGGUAGGGCCGAAACGUUGCCCUUUAUACCUGUGUAUGGGCUAAAUAAACAUCCCUUUGUCACUUUGCUACUUGUUGGUUUGCUACUGAAUUUUCUACUAUAUUACUGACCGCUCUGCAGGAGAGGGAUCUACUGGAUCAACACCCAACACUUCCACAGGCGCAUUACACUGAGAGGGUUACGCUCUCCCCCAUAUGAUAAUAAUCCUCAGACACAUAAUAUUUUAUACAAAAAUACAGAAUAUUUAUUGCUGUGUCCAAUGAACAAGGCGCAACCAAAAAACCAAUUUACAUUCUACAUUAAACACAAUUAAUCUGUUUGCAAUACAAUUACUGUUUGUUCUCUUGUGUAGACUUUGUCAUUUAACCAACAUUUUCUAUAUUAAAUGCCUGUAAGAUUGCUAAUAAACACAAUACAGGUUUUGCCCCACACGCUCCCUACAACAAUAACUGUAGAUAAAUACAGAACCAAUGUGCCCCGUCCCCCUGCAAUCACAAUGCCGCUGGGAUUCUUGGGAAAAUGCUGCGCUGGGGGGGAAAUGGCAAUAGCACUCGGAAUUGCACUUUGCUCAUUGCAUUCGCUGAUGUAAAUGAGCCCCAAUGUCUCUUUCCUGCUGCAAAAUUAAACUGCUCUUUGGCAUCUGUUUUAUUGUUCAUAUGGGGGGGGGCAUUUAUUUACAUGUUAUAUACCUUUAUAUUCAACUAUAAUAAAUAAUAAAAGAAUGAUUUUUUGUUCUA